UCUUUGCUGCUCCUCCUGUCGUUCAUUUUUAGAGAGAGAAAGUGCAGAACCAAUUUCUAGAGAGAGAAAGCGCAACUUCCCAAAUUGAUCCAAACUACAUUCCAGGUUCCCAUUUCUCUCUCUUUCUCGACAUCCAUUUUGCCACGUAGCAUCGUCCAUGCCGUGUGAUCUGUUCUUGCCACGUGGAGUUGUCAUCGCCGUUAGUUCCUUACGUGUCGUGCUUUGCAGCUUUGUGGUUCUCUUGUUUGUGGUAUUUCUCGGGGAGUAGCGCCGCAAGCCAAAUUAAUCGGGUUGGAAUUAAAUUUGGCGGCGGGGGCAGAAACACCCCCCAAAUCUAGGGGCUUGUUGAGGUCUUCCUGCCGUCCGAUUAAGAAAAGAAAACCUCUCUCUUUUCGGAUAAGUGGUUUCUCUCUCUCUGGUUUUUGCCAAGCGGACGGCCGCGGAUAAUUCAACGUCUCGAAGGGGCGGACAGGUAGAGAGAAACACUGCGCCACAACAGGGAAGAAAACCAGAGAGAGAGAGAGAGAUUUGAAUUUCCGGGAAUUGAGGAUUGUUGGAGGAGAGAGAGAAAGAGAGGGGUAGUGAGAGAGGGAGUGAGAAGAGAUGUGAGUUUAGAGGGAGAGAGUCAACGGAAGGAAUGGCGUUCCAUAACCUGAGUCAAGAAAUGGGCGGAAUGCCUCACUUCAGCGAGCAGCAUUUAGGGGGAGAAAACGAGGCCCUCCGCACGAUAAUCUCCGACCAACUCCACCAUUCUCAAUCCGCCAUACCACCAUCCGAACAAAAAGAACACAAACUCAUAAUGGACCCAACCAAGCGCCAACCUCAGCCAAGGCCUCAACAGCAAAUAGGAGGUGGCGCCGGCGGCGGUGGCGGUGGCGCCCCUCCCACUUGGCUGAGCAACGCGAUCCUCCGUCAGCAGAGUGCCGGCGGGGCCCACUUCGACGACGCUAACCAGGCUGCUGCUGUGGGGGCGCGCAAGUGGUGUGGCUGCGCCCCUGGUUCGCGUUGCGUGCAGUGCAGUUUCCUCCACUUGCAGACUGGCGAUGAUGUCACUGCAGUCUCGAGUGACUCCAUGAUCGGAGGAGGGGCCGGGAUGUCUGGAGAUGUUAAUAAUGGGAGCGGUGAGUUAGUCGAGAGCGAGAAAAGUGAGGCCCAGCAGCAACAGCACCAACAGCAACAAGGGGGAGGGGGAGGGGGAGGGGGAGGCGGAGGAGGAGGCGGAGGGGGAGUGGGGGGGUGGGAAAGUGCGAGGUACAAGGCGGAGAUAUUGUCGCACCCGCUGUACGAGCAGCUGCUUUCGGCGCAUGUCGCGUGCUUGAGGAUCGCCACGCCUGUGGACCAGCUGCCAAGGAUUGAUGCACAAUUAGCUCAAUCGCAGCAUGUUGUGGCCAAGUACUCAGUGCUAGGGGCGAGCGGCCAGAUUGUGCCGGGGAAUGGGGAUGAUAAGGACCUCGAUCAGUUCAUGACACAUUAUGUUUUAUUGCUUUGCUCAUUCAAAGAGCAACUCCAACAACAUGUUCGUGUCCAUGCCAUGGAAGCCGUAAUGGCUUGCUGGGAUCUGGAGCAAUCUCUACAAAGCUUAACAGGUGUUUCUCCAGGGGAAGGGACAGGUGCAACCAUGUCAGAUGAUGAUGAUGACCAGGCAGAUAGCGACACCAACUUGUAUGAGGGAAGCCUAGAUGGCCAGGAUACCAUGGGAUUUGGACCCCUUAUUCCAACAGAGAGUGAGCGCUCCUUGAUGGAGCGUGUUAGACAAGAGUUGAAGCAUGAAUUGAAACAGGGCUAUAAAGAGAAGAUAGUAGACAUAAGAGAGGAAAUUUUGCGCAAAAGAAGAGCUGGAAAACUUCCUGGAGAUACAACAUCACUUUUAAAGGCUUGGUGGCAGUCGCAUUCCAAGUGGCCAUACCCAACAGAGGAUGAAAAGGUAAGGCUAGUGCAGGAAACGGGUUUGCAAUUGAAGCAGAUCAAUAAUUGGUUUAUCAACCAGAGAAAGAGGAACUGGCAUAGCAACCCUUCUUCAUCUUCUGCUGUCAAAAGCAAGCGUAAAAGCCAUGCAGGUGAUGACGAUGGCGACCGCUUCAUGUAGAUGAUGGCCAUCAUCAAAUUAAGAACAAGAAACAAUGACUGAUAAACACCUUUGGCUUCCAUACACCACCUUGUUGGGUGAUACAAUAUAAACAUAAAUUGAUCUGUACGCCCAUAUCCUUGGGAUCGCAAGGUCAUAUGAAGUUCAACGGGUACGGAAGUUACCAAUGAUUCAGUGGUAGUAAGAGUAAACAGUAUACAUGGAUCACUAAUAUAUUAGUGCAUUACUAUGAAGCUGGAUGAGAAAGAAACCCUUUCAAAUUUUUUAUUUUGGUGGGAUAGGUUUUGAUCCAUCACACACUUCUUAUCUUUGUGAAUAACAAUACAACGGUGUGGGUGUACAGUGUAAUAAUGUAUUGAGAAGGGAAUGGAAAUUUCAGGGAAAGGAUACAUUAUGUUGUUGUUGCUUGUGAUCCGGGUGGUGAUAUCCUUAAUGCUUUGUGCUAUGCAAGAGAAUAAUGAUGGAUCUCAAAUUCUUUUUAAUGAAUGUGCUUGAGUUAUGGAAUA
Messenger RNA from Amborella trichopoda, 2592 nucleotides. RefSeq names its product homeobox protein knotted-1-like 4 (gene KNAT4). Gene Ontology annotation, cellular component: nucleus. Gene Ontology annotation, biological process: regulation of DNA-templated transcription. Gene Ontology annotation, molecular function: DNA binding. The record is from RefSeq and is a predicted model, not a curated record. Lineage: Eukaryota; Viridiplantae; Streptophyta; Magnoliopsida; Amborellales; Amborellaceae.